AUGCCGACUCCGGGAGGUUUCGGGCGAGCAUCCUUCUCUUCGAAAUGCCCGAGCGAAGAUGCCUAUGUCGAUACGAAUACUAAUACUGUGUUGCUGUGCGACGCGACAUCGCCUACGUCCAUCGCCGAGCAAGCGGGCAGGGGGGGUUCAAUGGCCGUCGCGCAACCAGCAGUUCGGGAAGUGUCUCCACCAACUGAAGUGGCCAAGAGGCCCCUGGAACCCUUGCGAUCGAGCUCAACAAUGGACGAUGCUUCCAGACCCUUACCCCCUGCGCCCCCUCCGCCGUCGGCGACGAAAUUGUCGAAGAAGAAGGCCAUCGAUAGGCUAUUCUCCUCUGGAUUCUCCUUCUCGAAAAGAGGGAGCAUCGUAUUCAACCAUUCUCACGCCUCGAUGACCAAUAAGCAACAAUCACACUCCAGAACCAUGAGCAAUCCUCAUGCUGCCAACGAAUUAAGCGAUGCGAUAGAUGCGCUGAGUGUUUCUCGUAGAGCGAAUAGUGAUGGCAUGAUUCGACCGACAAACCACCAUCACUUCUCAUCUAACACGACAACGGUAAUUCAAGAGGAGGUGAGCGGGCAUGAGUCGAAUGAGGACCACAAGAACAACUGGGAGCCAAACCUGGUGUCCCAAGAGCCUAAAGCCAAAGCAGGCAACCACGGCGGAAAUGCGGUUGCAAUGACGAAAUCAGGAGACUCGGAAAGGCCUGAUUGUUACCGGACUAAGCCGAAGAGAAAACUUCGACGCAAAUCGGCCCUUCGACCAACGGUACAAGGAGCAGGAACAAACUCUUCCGUGAGGAAGAGAGAUAGUCAAUACUCUGCGAGGGAGAAACGGCAAUCUCGGAUAAUGAAUGGCGACACUAUGACCCCUAAUAUGCAGAGUGCAUUUUUUGCAGCCUUGGAGAAACCGGAGACGGCUCCGCCUGUUACCCCUUACGUCACUCCUAUUGACAGUUCUGCUCUCCCCCAGACUGUCACUCCUACCGUCGCCCCUGUCGUCGCUCCAAUCUUUACUCCAAUUGUUAUUCCCCAUAUCAAGUUCACACCACUAGCGGUCCCUAUUCCGACCAGGAGUCUCGGUGACGAACUCUACCUUGACAAAUUUACAUUCUCGAACCGUGGCAGUAUGCUGCUUGGGGGCCGGCGAAUGCUGAGCCUUCGCAAGGUACCAAGCCAAUCCUCGAACGCCAACGAUAUGGGGCCUACACUCGAGUCACAUGCAGAAGAAGAUGAGUUCGUCUCUGAAACGCCACGGACAUGCGAAAUGCGCGGGAAAUUGUCUCCUACACAAGAGGAACCACACGAAGGUGACGAGCCAGUAUCUCCUACCGCAAUAUCUCAACCAGACGACUCUCUUUCUUCACCCAACAAAAUGCAUAAACCCGGAGCGAAAACGGCAUUUUCGAUGCUUCCCCGAAUUAAUACACGAGACAUUGAAACUCUCCAAACUAGCCCAACCACUUCUACACACAGCGCAAUGACUGCUACCGCAGUACAGGUAUAUCAGUCAGACAACGUCCAUCCUUCUCCCACGACAAUGCAUGGGUCCGGAGAAGAACCUACAUCGUCGAUGCUUCCCCUAACUAAUACAAGAGACAUUGAAACUCCCAAAACUAGUCCAACCACUUCCACGCACAGCGCGAUGAAUGCUACCGCACCACCGGUAAAUCAAGCAGACCACGCCCAUCCUUCUCCCACAGCAAUGCAUAGGCCUGGAGCAGAAACUACAUUGUCGAUGCUACCCCGAACUAAUGCACGAGACGUUGAAGCUCCCAAAACUAGACCAACCAAUUCCACUCCCAGUGCGAUGACGGCUACCGCAGUACCGGAACAUCAAGCAGAUAACGUCCUCUCCUCCCCUACUAGAAUGCAUAGGCCCGGAUCAGAAACUACAUUGUCAAUCUUUCCCCGGAUGCACGCCCGAGACAUUGAAACUCACAAAACUAGUCCGACGGCUUCCUCUCCCAACGCGACGUCCCCUUUUGCAGUACCAGUAUAUCAGGCAGACAAGACCCUUCAUUCACCCACUACCAUGCAUAAAGCAGGAGCAGAAACUACAUUGUCGAUCUUUCCCCGGGUUCACACCUUAGACAUUGAGACGCCCAAAACUAGUCCGACGUCGUCUCCCAACGCAACGAAUGAGGAUACGACACUCUCCAUUGACGAUAAGAUUUCAGGGGGCACCAAUGGACAUGUUAAGAAGCGACGUGGUGGGUCAAUCGUCUUCCGAAUUCGUCACGCAAAGAUCAUUCAACAAAUCUUCCAUGUAUCACACUAG
Messenger RNA from Drechmeria coniospora, 2277 nucleotides. RefSeq lists its product as uncharacterized. NCBI's taxonomy places the organism in Eukaryota, Fungi, Ascomycota, Sordariomycetes, Hypocreales, Ophiocordycipitaceae. The record is from RefSeq and is a predicted model, not a curated record. The coding region runs from base 1 to 2277 and encodes 758 amino acids. The transcript is spliced from 2 exons.